UCUGAAUAUGAUAAAAACGUGUGACAUUGGCAAGUUCUCUUGUUACUUUCGCCAGUUGUCAAGAUCCUUUUAUAGCACAUUCACAUGGAGCAAUGAAAAAGUGAAUUGUUGACAUUACUGAGAUUGAAGAAGAAAACUGCCAUAUUAGGAAGACAAUGCAAUGGGGUUUUGUGCAUUUAAGGAAGGAUUGGUUUUGGAGAUAAUGUUGUUCCUGCUCAUGUGCUCUCUGCUGCCAAUUUCACUGGGAUUAGAUGCAUCUCCACCUUUUCUCUUUGGCACUGCUUCUUCUUCUUAUCAGUAUGAAGGAGCUUAUUCUAGUGACGGUAAAGGGUUGAGCAACUGGGAUGUCUUCUCUCACACAACAGGUAGUAUAGAUGAUGGAAGUAAUGGUGACGUUGCUGUUGAUCAAUACCAUCGGUAUCAGGAGGAUAUUGAUCUAAUGGAAGCUAUGAAAGUGAACAGCUACCGGUUUUCAGUAUCAUGGGCAAGAAUUCUACCACAAGGUAGAUUUGGAGAAGUUAACUUGGCGGGCAUCAACUACUAUAACAGACUUAUAGAUGCGUUGCUACUCAAAGGUAUCCAACCGUUUGUUACAUUGUUUCACUUUGACAUCCCUCAAGAACUUGAGGACAGAUACGGAGCUUGGCUAAGUCCCCAAUCACAGGAAGAUUUUCAAUUCUUUGCAGAUAUCUGUUUUAAAUCCUUUGGUGACAGAGUCAAGUACUGGGUGACUUUCAAUGAGCCAAAUUAUCUAAUCCCACUUGCUUACCGCGAAGGUCAAUUUCCACCGUGUCGCUGCUCUCGUAACUUUGGAAAUUGCAGUGAGGGAGAUUCAGAGAAAGAACCCUUUGUGGUUGCCCAUAAUAUGAUCCUAUCACAUGCAGCUGCAGUUGAUCUUUAUCGAAACAAAUACCAGAAUGAGCAAGGGGGGAAAAUUGGAAUAGUCUUACACUGCGACUCGUUUGAGCCAUUAAGCAAUUCGACAGCAGAUAGGUUGGCAACCGAAAGGGCGCAAUCAUUCAGCAUUAAUUGGAUCUUGGAUCCAAUCUUAUUCGGUAAGUACCCAAAAGAGAUGGAGAUGAUUCUAGGAACCAUCUUACCUAAAUUUUCUAGUAAUGACAAAGUAAAACUGAGGAGAGGACUUGAUUUUAUCGGCAUCAAUUACUAUGCAAGUUAUUAUGUCCGAGACUGUUUAUCAUCGGUAUGUGGACAUGGGAAAGGAGUCUCCAGAACAGAGGGCUUAUAUGAGCAAACUGUACUAAAAAAUGGUGUCCCAAUUGGAGAGCUUACUCCAUUUGAAUGGCUCAAUGUUCACCCAGAAGGCAUGAAGAAAAUUCUUAUCUAUCUAAAAGACAGAUAUAAUAACACUCCAAUGUUCAUUGCGGAAAAUGGAUAUGGUACUUUGUAUGAUCCAGAUGUUACUGAGAAAGAAUAUCUGAAUGAUUAUAAGAGAAUAGAGUUCAUGUCUGGUCACUUGGAUAAUCUAAUGGCAGCAAUAAGGGAAGGAGCAGAUGUGAGAGGUUACUUUGUUUGGUCCUUGCUCGAUAACUUUGAAUGGAAAUAUGGGUUUUCAGUAAGAUUUGGACUUUACCACGUCGAUUUUGCCACACUGAAGAGAACACCAAAACUAUCAGCAAGUUGGUACAAGUUUUUCAUUGAAAAGUAUAUAGCUGACAACACAAAAAGAAGCAUUCUCAGAAAAACUGGGGAAGAGAAUAAUACAAGUACAUAUACCGAAUACAGCAGUAGUUAUUAGAGAAGUAAUACACUCUUUUCCUUGUUUUACCCUAUUGUAUGUAUUUAAUUGGUAUCAGUAUGAAGUGUAUUCUAAGCUAUCAAGUUAUAGCUCCAUUUGAAAUUUAGCUAUAUAUAUCAAGCUAGAAUGUGAUAAAUU
This is a messenger RNA of Vigna umbellata (rice bean), 1894 nucleotides long. RefSeq names its product beta-glucosidase 46-like. The record is from RefSeq and is a predicted model, not a curated record. Lineage: Eukaryota; Viridiplantae; Streptophyta; Magnoliopsida; Fabales; Fabaceae. Gene Ontology annotation, biological process: carbohydrate metabolic process. Gene Ontology annotation, molecular function: beta-glucosidase activity.